Molecule: messenger RNA, 658 nt
Organism: Trachymyrmex cornetzi
Lineage: Eukaryota; Metazoa; Arthropoda; Insecta; Hymenoptera; Formicidae
Product: tachykinin-like peptides receptor 99D
Exons: 4
Coding region: 1-474 (157 amino acids)
Biological process (GO): G protein-coupled receptor signaling pathway
Cellular component (GO): plasma membrane
Molecular function (GO): tachykinin receptor activity
Source: RefSeq, a predicted model, not a curated record
AUGGAGAAAUUGGUCGUAAAAAUGAUGAUAGUCGUAGUAGUAAUAUUUGCAGUGUGCUGGCUUCCGUUUCAUAUGUACUUCAUAGUGACGUCCUAUCUGCCAGAAAUUACAAAUGAACCGUACAUCCAGGAGGUCUUUCUAGGCAUAUAUUGGCUGGCGAUGUCCAAUAGCAUGUACAACCCUAUAAUUUAUUGUUGGAUGAAUACUAGAUUCCGCCGUGGCUUCGCCCAAUUCUUCUUCUGGUGUCCGUGGGUGCGUGUGACAUCGGAGCCGUCUCUGUCGCGUUCGGAGGCCGUGACAUCCAGAUACAGUUGCACCGGUAGUCCGGACAUGCACACCAGAAUAUCGCGGAAUGGCACGGUGCGAAUACCACUGCACCUGCAAUCAGUGAGAGGCGGAAACGACCGGCUGUUGGCUCAUCGCGAUCAUGGCAAAAAAUGGAGGACUUCGCAGACCAGAGGACAUGUGUCCUGACAAGAGGAAGAAAACUCUCAGCAACAACGAGUACACACCUGGAUAUGAAAAUAUCUAACUCUCCUUUAAUGCUGGCGCUCUUUCCGUCAACCAACGAUGCAAUCGGCUCAAUUGCACCUGCGUUUUGCAGCAUCCUGGGAAGGAGCGAUUUUUUCCCGCUAUCAAGCUAGUCCUUGUAUAACAC